AUGGUAGCCACACGACGAAUGGUCCAAAAGGACCCCGAAGACGACGAGCUGGCCUCGGAUCACGAGACGAUGCUCAAGAAGAAGCCGGUUCGGAAGGCGACUGCUGCGAAGGCCGCUACGAAGACUGCUGCGAAACCGGAGACUUUAAGCAAUGGAAGAGCUGCAAAGGGGAGGCAACUGGAGGUUGAGGUGGAUGCGGAGGAGCAGCCUGCGAAGGGCGGGAAAAGGGGACCUGGUCGGCCGAAGAAGGAUGCAGCGACUGCGAAGGAGGACGUUGAGGACGCGAAGCCGGCCAAGGCGACAAAGGCGGGUUCUGUGAGGGGCAGGAAGGCCGCUGCACCGCUUGAAGAGGAGACAGUAGAGGAGGAAGUCGAGCAGCCGAGAGCGACAAGAGCUACGAAGGCCAGCACGCUGCGCGGGAAAAGAGCUGCACCUGCGAUGAAUGAAGUAAAGUCUGCAGUGGAAGAACCGAAACCCGCGAAUUCCACCAAGGCCGGCUCCGUGAGAGGCAAGAGAGGAGCCGAACCUGUCGAGAAAGCACCUGUUCUACCAGCACCUGCACCGAAGGCGACCCGUGGCACUCGAGCGACAGCAGCCAAGGCACAACCGUUGAGUCCUAAGAAGAUCACGCAAGUGUCUAAGCCUGCUACGCGUACGACUAGAAACGGAAAGCGAGUGGUCACGGCUGCACCGGCGAAAGCUCCUGUGCAGACCAAUGCAACUACAAGGAAAAGGACAGUCUCAGACGAGAACGCUGAACUCCCAGACUUGGAAGCGGCUUUCGACGAGGACGAUGAUGUUGCGGUGCUCGCAAGUACUCCAGCGAAAACCAAGCCCACGCCAGCGCAGACGAGGAAGCAGCAGUCUGCAAAGGAGGAGAGCGAGGCAUCUCUGAGCUCCAGGCCAACUACUCCAAAUGACUCCACGCUGCGAAGCUUCGACCAGGAAGGUCCGGAGAAGGACGAAGAGAUGAACGACACUGCAUCUGUUUCCGCUCAAGACGAAGCCGAAAACACCGAUGAAGGAGCCUCUGAGGACGAGCUGUGUGGGCCUAAGACGCCCUUGAAGCGAGGAAGCGCAGAUGCAGAAGCCCGCUACCUCUCCUCAGUUCAACGCACCAUCCGCAAGUACGAAGAGGAGCAACGCCUGCAAACUCCCGCUCGCCGCUAUGCUGUGCUUGGAUCCCAGAAAGGUACGCCACAGACUCAGAAGCCAUACUGCAAGCCGGUUCCUCCAUCCUCUGAGGUUAGGCCCAUGACUGUCGCGAGAGGUGGCAGCAGGGCGAUGGUAUUCCGCGACCUGCGUGAGGGCGCUCCAGCGUUUCCGAUGCAAGAAGAGUCUAUCGCGGAGGAGGAAGACGAGCCAUCUUUUGUUGUCGACGAGAAUAUUAUUCCCAUGGACGAGCCAGAAGACGAGCACGAGGUCGAGCCAUCGGUGCCGUCCACCCCAGCGACUGCUUCUGACGCACCGUUGCAACUCCAGUCGCCACCUGAGUCGAUCACGGACGCUGAAGAAAAUGAUGAGCCUGGCCAGAUGAUCACUUCGCAUGGCAUUGAAGAAGAGGGUUUCAUCGCCCCUGCUCAGAUCGAGCAAGAUCCUGAUGAAACUAUGCUUGUGGAUGAUGCUAGCCUUCAGGAAGAAGAUGAGGCUGAAGAAGAUAUCGAAGACGAGGAAGGAUCUAACUCCAUUACACCUAGCGACUCGUUCGAGACGGAAGAUACGGUUAUCAUCAACCGAUCAGCACUUGGACUUGGACUGGAUGACCACGAGAUGUCGGACGAUGCUGCCAACGAGACGGAAGAUGGGAACGAGUCACUCAGUGAUCAUGAGGCACCAGCACCGGCGUCCGCCAUCAAAGCGGUUGACUGGCAAAACCCUUCUAAGCAGGAUACUGCCAUUACUGUCAAUUUCGAUGAUCUGUUCAGCGGUGCUCGCAACGCAGCGUCUGCAACUUCAAACGAGGAACAGGCAUACGAGGGUGCACCACCGUCGCAAGCCGAUGAUGAGGACAAUACCGCUGGUCGAAAAGCCAUGGAGAUCGACGUCGAUGCUUCGAUGCCCGCUGAGCUAGAUGUAGCCACCCAAGAGCGUGAGUCCCGGCGCCAGACCAUGAACUUGAGCGACUACAUUGAUAUGGCUGCGCUCACUGAGCCGACGGAAGCUUUGAACUUGGCAGAUUUGGCACAACUAGAGCAAGAAGCCGAAGAGCAUGCCGGUGCAGAGGCUACUCCCAGCUCACCGGCCGAAACGCAGGCAGCAGAAGAUGAAAUGGAGGAGGCUGGUCUUGAAGAAACCACCGCAGCUGCUGCUAUACCUGGGGAUGAAGAUGAUAGCGCGAACUCGUCGACAGACGAUACAGACAUGUUUGACCUCGAUCUUGCUCAAACGCAGACGAGACCACGACCCGAAGAAGAGCCACCUGCAGAGGAAGCGAUUGCUGAUGAAGAAUUGCCGCACUACGCCCUGCCAACCUUUGCGUUCGACGCAAGGCGCAAGUCUUUGCCUGCGAUCAGCCAUCAGACACCUUUCAAAGCCGGCAGUCGACCAAACACCUCAGAUGGCGCCAGCAUGCCAAGGGUCGUCAACCCAUUCUCGGAUCACUGGUGGUCUAGAUCUCGCGCUGGUUCUACGGCUACCACACCAGUCAAGAGCAGGCCAAGCAUGAGUCGUGCUCCGUCAACUGCAAUCCCUACGGUACAAUCACCAGCUAAGACGCCGGUGGCUAAGCCUAAGGAGCGCUUUCCUCGACUUGCGCCGAGGCAGGACUACGAAGAGCAUGCGGAGACGUCGGUGGCCACGCCGAAGGAGCGGUUUCCUCGCCGUGCACCGAGGCAGGACUAUGAGGAUCAUGCUCAGACCGUGGCUGCACCUGCGAGAUUCCGUGACCCGACGGAAAAGCCUGCGAAGAGGCGCGAGACGUUCCACAGGGCGACUUCGGGACGAGUGACUACGUUUAAUCCGAAGCCGAAUGUGCUCGAGGAGCCGAAGGCUGCGGAUGUUGUUGCCACACCGAAGGCUGCUCCACGGCAGUACGACGGUAGUCAUGCGCAAACGGUCGCUGCACCAGCGCGGUUUCAAACGCCUGCAGAGAAGCCUGCGAAGCGCCGAGAGACCUUCCAUCGGGCGACUUCUGGGCGCGUGACUGCUUUGAAUCCCAAGCCCUCGGUCAUUGAGACUUCGAAAGCUGAAGAAGCGCCGGAGAAGGCUGAGGUUGAUUCUGUCAUUCCAGAGGUGGAGUCCACACCAGUUGCAACACCAGUCGCCGCGCCAGGUGAGCGGUAUCCACGUAUGAAUCUACGCAAUGGCUACGCAGACCAAGCGAAGACCCUGGCAGGACCUGUUCGCUUCCGGACGCCGACGAAGACAUCACCUCGCAAGCGUCCAGCUACCGCACAGAAGUCUGACUCCCUACGGAAAGCUGCACUGAAAGGCAGCACUCCUCGAGCUUCACACACUCCCAUCAAGACACCGCUGAAAGCACCGGCCACGACACCAGCACAAGAGCCAAUGACUCCUCACCCAGCAGAACCACUCCGCAGUGUCGUCGCUCUCGUCGAAGUCUUCACACUUGAAGGCGCAUCUGCCUCAGCACCCUUCGUUGCGCUCCUGCACCGCCUUGGAGCAAAAACAACUAAAGCAUGGAGCGAGCGGGUCACCCACGUUAUCUUCAAAGACGGCUCGCCGACUACCCUCCAGCGAGUCCGCCUCAACAACAAGACAGCCGAGGAGAAAGGUUCUGGUCCGAUCGUUCACUGCGUCAACAGCCGCUGGGUCAGCGACUGCGACAACGAAGGUGCUCGCAUGGACGAGUCGGACGAAGCGUACGCCGUCGAUGUCGCUGAGAUCCCACGAGGCGGCCGACGCAGACGCAAGAGCAUGGAGCCGUCUGCGCUGCUGAACAUCGGUGGCAACAUCGUCCGCGACCGGAAGAGCAGUUCUGGCCGCGCCAGCUCAUUUGGCCGCUCCUCCCUCAAACUCGUUGCUGAAUCGCCCGGAAAGAGGGCCGAAGAAGCUGAAGAAGACUUCACGCCAAUCAAGGAUGUCUCGGUAAUGGACAAGGAGAACAGCGGCGAAGAGGGAAGUUCGCCGGUGACGCCGGCGUAUCUGAAGGGACCGGGUAUGAUUGUGCAGCAGACCGCGCCUAUGAAUCGCGUUCGGAAGCUUGAUCUGCCGGGCAAGGAUAAGACGAAAACUCGGAGGUUGACGUUCUGGAAUGGGGGGAAGUAG
Molecule: messenger RNA, 4227 nt
Organism: Saxophila tyrrhenica
Lineage: Eukaryota; Fungi; Ascomycota; Dothideomycetes; Mycosphaerellales; Extremaceae
Exons: 1
Coding region: 1-4227 (1408 amino acids)
Source: RefSeq, a predicted model, not a curated record